This is a messenger RNA of Ostrea edulis (European flat oyster), 6046 nucleotides long. Its product is annotated as synaptonemal complex protein 2-like. NCBI's taxonomy places the organism in Eukaryota, Metazoa, Mollusca, Bivalvia, Ostreida, Ostreidae. The transcript is spliced from 32 exons. The record is from RefSeq and is a predicted model, not a curated record. The coding region runs from base 318 to 5234 and encodes 1638 amino acids.
GCAACAGAUCAGACCAAGAUUCAAAUCCGGGCCCCCUAAAUCUCUAGUCAGGUGCUCUACCAACUGAGCUAUCUGGCCACCGUUGAUCGAACUUGUCUGACCACCACAUUUUCCCCUCUUUAAAUGUCUUGACAUUUUGACGACAUCAACCCAGGAUCUUUAUACCCUGACAGGAAUUUUUGUCUGUCAGUUCCAUGAGCUGGUGUAGGGCACCAAAUGUAACUAACAGGAAGGGAGAAAAUGCAACGAACCAGACUGGGAUUAGAACCCAUGCAAUAUUAAAAUAGUGUUGUGUGUGUAUAAUAAAUGCAUUUUCAAUGUUAUUUCAGGAAAAUCACUGGGAUAAAAUGUUUCAAAUAAUCAAAGAAUGUUUAGAAAAGAGUUCACAGAAGUGGGACAUUGGUGUUGAAAAUUCUCUAAGAAAGAAUGUUAACAUUGCUUGUAAGAGACUACAAAUUUAUGGAAAAGAUGCAGAAGAACUCAUCAAUUUGCAAGAAAUGCUGUAUGCCAUAUAUACAGCAGUUUCCAAAAAUGACAUGGCCAGAAAAUUCAUCAAAAAGAUUUUUGAUGCAGUUCUAUCUGAAGAUCAACAUGGGAAGAAUGAAUGGGAAAUGAUUGAAGAACAAAUCUUGGAUGUUGUCAAUGCAUUGGCAGAGGGUUUGACUGAAGAUAGAGACAGUCUGCUAAUGGUGUUUUGCCCAAAGUGUGUGGAUUUGAUCUUGAAAAAACAAGUGAACUAUCUUCAUGGAAUAGAGGUUCUUAAAGGAUGCAAUAUGAUAAUGGAAACCUGUACUUUGGCCACAAAAGAAAAGCUACUCCAGAGGACUGACAUUCCUGAUAAAUUAAGAGGUAUUGCAGCUAAAUUAGGGACUUUGGGAGAUUAUGAAUGUCAAGUUGGAAUACUAGAGUGUCUGUUUAGAAUUAUCCCAAGGAAGCUAAGAAUGAAUUUUGCAAAGAAAAUUUUUGGUGAUGGAAAAAUUCUACAUAAAUUCAUGCUUAUAAGAGAUGCUCACUUUGAAACUGACUGCAGAAUCUUUUUGAAUGAGUUCAAUGCUUCCCAGACCCAACAGCUAGUGUAUUCUAUUCCAUGUGCUGAAGCUGUAUUAGGAGAUAAAGAGCUUGUCAAGCCAGAUGAUGAUGAAUAUGAAUACUUUUGGGUAGAUUUUAAUACAGAGACAAAAAGAAUUACCUUAUUUUGUGAGCAGAUCAAUGAUUCAGAGAGGGACGGAGAUUUCUGGGAAACCAUUUCUGUCAGGAAUGAAGAUGCUAAGGAAGUCAAUUUUCAGAAGAGAAAUGGAAACGUAGAUUUAGAAAUCAUGUUUGAAAAACCUAUAGGAAUUCUGUUUCCAAGUCAGUCAUCAGUGAAAGGUCAGCACAUGCAUAUACAUUUCCCAUGUGAUGCUGAUAUUGAGUUAGUGGUAGACAAGACACUUCCAGAUUGUAGUAACGUCAUUCAGAACUCACAGAAGGUAUCUACAGUGGAGUUUCCUGUGAAAAUUUCGAGAGAUGACUUUCAGGAAAUGCAAAAGCCUAUUGAGAAGAAUAUCUGCAAAGUUUCCAAUCCCUGUACUCCCAUGCACUUAAUUCGAGACAGGCGGUGUACAGAGAGAACAGAGACUGGUCAUGACUACAUUGAUACUGAGUCAAACAAACAGAGGAUGAAAAAGGUUGACAAAGGUUCCACUCAUAAAAGCACCAGCAAAAUCUAUGAGAAUGAAGUUUCUGUGUCAUCAAAGGCAUCUAAUGCAGAAUCUCCACUGAAGAUCUCUUCAGCAUCACUCUAUUCAAGUGGUUGUGUUAAAAAGGAACCAAAAACAACAACUCCAAAGGUAGCUGGUAAAAAGAAAAAGAAAGUGAAAACGCCUGUGGUAACUGUAACUCCACCAGUGAAAAGGUUCAGAAGCAAUGUACAACUGAAACAGAAAACAGAAAGGAGAGAGAAGAAAAAAACCAGAGCAACUAGCACUAGUAAUGAUAUGAAGAGUCAUCUUGUUCAGCAGAGAGAGUGUUCACCUACCCUAUCGCACACUGGGAGAACCUGUCCACUGAACAGAUUUUUAGAUGAUGCUGAUACUGAGGUUGGAAAAGUGAGAGUAAUGAAGGAAGUUUCAGCAGCAAAAGUGUUACAUGAAGAGAAUUAUCAAACAGCUGGAUCAAACAAUGACAAGGAUUGUUUUGACAGUGACUUUGAUGCAGCAACUGGGGACAUGAUGAUAUUAAACAGUUCACAAGAUGUAAUUGUAAAAUCAAACAAUUUAAAAGCAUGUCUUGUUGAGAAAAAGAUGUCUGAAAUGAAGAUAAAAGGAGUUGGUCAUCAAAAUUCUGUGAAAAAAUAUGUUUGUGAAGAAGAUGGAAAUAGCAAGGAAUCAGUUGAAAGAAAAUCUGUGUUUGCUCUAGAUCACAGUAUUGACAGAAAUGCAACAGAAUCUUCAGCAACAAAUGUUCUGAAAAAUCCCAAACCAAGGAAGUUGUCUCCAAAUGAUGCAAAGCCCCACAAAAGUGAAUCAAUAGAGACAGUAGAGAGUACUUUACCAUCUAAUGACAAAGGACAAUAUACACUGAAUGCCGGGGAAAAUGCAUUACAUAAUGUUGAAAUGAAAAUGGAGCAGGCAGAACAAACAGUGGGAAAAGAAAUAAACUCUGAUACUAAUAAUGAUGUGUGUCUUUUGACAAGUGCAUGUAUCAAUGUCGUAUCUCGUGAUGAUGGUGCUUUGGGUGUAAGAAGUGAACAGGAAGCUGAAAGUGAUAUUGAUGUUAAAAACAAGAGAACCAGAAAAUAUGUCAAGAAAGGUAAGCCAUCAAAUGAAGUUGUUACUCAUAGAAAGAAUGUUGAAAAAAAGCAAGGGAAAAACAGAAAACCAGCAAAGGCAUGUUGUAAGCAACAAGAGUUUUCACCUGUUGUGGUUAUGAAAAGACUGGAUGUGGCAGACUAUUACAAUUUUGAGAGUGAUGUUGAUAAAAGGACAGAGAAAACAGCUGUUGAUGUCAACUCGGAUCAAAAUUUGAAAAGCUGUGGUAGACCAAAGGGGUCAAAGAGGUAUGCCAAGUCACAGUCUACUGUAGAGGAAAAGACCCUGAAAAACACUUGCACAGGAAGUCUGUUUUCUCUAUCUGAUAAAACAAAGCACUAUUCAAAUCUUAAAAACCAAAACAGAGAUGCCGUUAUUGAAUGGGAAAACAGUGUUGAAGAUAGUGAUUCUUAUAUUGACAUGAAAACCUCUAAGCCUCUUUCACUUGCAAAUGCAGAAGAAACGGGUAUUGAUAAAGAAAAUGAAGUAGAUUUUGUUCAGGAGAGCCAGAAUAUUGCCACAAAAGCUCGUAAGUUUGCAUGUGACAAGAGCCUAGAUACAGACCUCAGCUUUAAGGAAAGUCCUUGGUACAAAUGUGAGCCACAAAAUUCUAAAUAUAACACCAAGUGGUUCAAAACAUAUAGCAAAGUAAGAGGUAAACACAGACAGAUAACGGGAGGUAGCCAGGGUAUAGGGAGCAGUGGGGAUAGUCCAACUGUGCAGAAAUUUUCUCAGCAGAUGACAAAGACGCUAUCUGUGCAGAUGACUUAUUCUUCACAGUGUAUAUCCUCUCCUAGAGGAGAUGCUGAUAAUGAUCCAUAUAUCUUUGAUGACAAUUUUUCUGAAUAUAGCAACAAUUUAAUGUUGUCCUCUCAACAAAAGAUUAUCAAACAAAAAUCAGUGAAAAGGAAAAGGGGGAAAAGUAACAAGAAGUCAACUGGUCUUGUGGAUACAAAUAAAAAAAGCAAUGCAAACAAGGGUAAAGGUUCAAAAGAAGUAUUUGGAAAGAAAAAGGAAUCUAAAAAGGUGUCAAACAAGAGAGGAGACUCCUACAAAUGUGAUUCUAUCGAUGAAAGCAGUUUCAACAAUUAUAACUUCAAAAACCAAGAAAAAUCUGUACCUAAUUUACAUCGGAUAGAAAAAGUGUCCCAAGUAAGCAGAAGAAAUCCAAAGUCUAAACAUCCUGAAACCAUUGAUAGGCAAACAUAUAGACACAGAGGUUCUGAUGAUGACAGUGAUUAUGCUAUCACCUGUAAUGCAAGUCCUGUGGAAGGAUGUGAUAAUGGCUCCAUGACCAGUCCUGUAGAAUCUCAGUUAAACAGUUUGGAGUCAUGGAAACCAACAUAUACUUAUCCUUUGAUGAAUGAGACCAAAGAAAGCUAUGAUAAUAAUCUUGCAACAGACAGACCUAGUCCUUUUACAAGUCCAACUCCAAGGAAGAAACAGAAAUUGGGCGAAAACUCAAGUAUGAAACAGCUUGUGGAUCCAAGUCUUGUCAACACUUCAAGUAUCCACCCUAAAACUUCAGAAUCUAUUUUAUUGAAAUUCAGGAAAGAUUGUCAGAAACUGGUUGAAGAAUCUUUUUGCUCAGAAGAGAAUGAAGUUUUAAGAUUGCAGAACCCUUUAAUUCCUGUCAGUCCAUACAACAAACAGAAAGAACAGUAUGAGAUGGAGGAUCACAUUGUUUCCUCGCCAAGAUCAGAGAUUUCACAAGAAAGUCCAGAAUCCAUUGAAAGUAUUUGUAACCCCUUGAAGUGGAAACAUAAAGAAAUGGAGUGCAAUUCCUUUAUAGAAGAGGAUCAAGAUGAGACUGUGUGUGAAGUAAAUUGGUUGAGAGGGUUUCAGGCAACACACCGACAAGAAAGAAGUGAUGACAUAAGAAAAGAUAUGCCAGUAUCCAUUAGUACUGCAUCAUCGCAAGAUAUAGAUAGUGUAGUAUCAGAGAAAAUGAGUUCAUUUGGAGUUGAAGUACAGCAUCAAAUACAGGCAAAGAAAGUACAACUUGACUCUCUGACAAAGGAUACUCUACAAUCUUUGAGGAAGAUAUGUUUAAAAUGUGACAAAGAAACAAGGGAAAUGAGAACUAAGUGUAUUGAAGAAUUUCAACAGAGAGUAUCAUUGGAGUUGAAAGAUUUAGAGAAGGAUGUAUCAAGUCUAAAGAAGACGGAGGAUGAAUGCCUGUUAUACUUUGAAGAAAAACUAAGAGACAUACAAAGACAUACUCGCUCCCAAGAAAAGAGUAUACAGAAUUUGGUGGCAGCAAAAGAAAGCUUUGUAAAGCAACUGCAUCACAGUGAAGAACAUGUAAAGAAAUCUCAGUUCACAGUAAAGAAUUCCAUGAAAAAAGAGCUUGAUGCACUAAAGACAAGAUUAAUAUCUAGAAAAGAACAAGAAGACCUGGAUAACAUCAAACUAUGUCUUCAGAGAUCCUUUUCCAUUGGAUAGUGAAGAUGUGAUUCUAUUUCUUAUAACACAGAACAUGUAUUUUAUUUUUAUUCCAUAACAACACAUUAUGCAAUACAGUGAAACUUCUCCAAACCGGCCCCUCAGAAAACCGGUUCUCCCUGAAUAUCGGCCGAUUUUUAAAGUCCCGGCAGAAAUCUUAACAUUUCCUUACAAAGAAAGUCUUACAAAACUUAAAGUCGGCCCCUGAAAACCGGACAUCGGCCACUUUUUAAAGAACAUUUGUUAACAAACGUGUAAUUUACCCUUAUCAUACCAGCCACUUUUUGAAGAGAAGAAAAUUUUUACCAGAAGGUGAUCAAGAUCGGCCAGGUGUGCAAUUGGACUGACCAACAUGCCUGGUGGGAAAUCAUCCACUGGAUUUUCUAUUGUUUACCUGUGCUUUCAAGGGUGUUAAGUGACACUAGGCUAAACCAAGUGACCCUUCCAAAUACUGCACAAAAUGUAUGAAACGGUUAGGAACAUACUGAAUGAAUACAGUAUCAAAUGUCGUAUUGUUGCACCAUUCCAUCAUAUGGAUAUAAGCAGUAGUUAAUAAAGAAAACAAAUCAUUGACUGUUAAUGAUAAUUAUUAAAAGAUAACUUUCUUGGUUUCCAUAGACUUAAAAUUCCUUCCUAAGAAAUAUGCAAAUUAAAAUUUCAUAUUUACUACUGUACUUUUAAAAACGUCAAAACAAAAAUUAGAUGAUUUUAAUGAGAAUAUUUCUUGUUAAUUACAUAUGUAUAAUUACCUGUAGAUACAAGUGGACUAAUUUGAUCUCCGCCAAUAAUUGAUCAUAGAUCACCAGAAGAAA